AUGGACAACCGGCAGAACUUCAACAUGAGCAUCCGCAACGUCGUGAAUUCAACGACUACGCCCCAGUCGGGGCAAUCCGACUACCAUGGGAAUCCCGAAAUUCGCACAACGGGCGCAUCGGGCGCCCAACACGCUUACCAUCCUUCCACUUCGGACUUCACUUUCCGGCCUCCUGCUGGAUUCAAUGUGCCCCGCCACUUUGAGAGAGCCCAGUUUACUACCGGCGCGCAAGUUGACCACCCGGGGAUGACGUACGAGGGGACACAUUACACCAUGGCCCCUCAACCCUUCGAGGUUAACAAUCGAACCUGUUUGCUCAAUAAGGGGUCACGUAUUGAUACCAUUCACUUCCAUCCCAAGUCGCCCUCUACAAUAGGAAAACCCCGUUCAUCUGGAUAUUCGCUUGGGCUUGACCUAAGCUCCCUCGGCAUGGCUCCGUCUCGCAUUAAGCCACAGUCACCCCAGGAGGGCUCGACCUCAUCCAGCAAUACGCCCACGGCUGAGCAGUCUUCUCCCAUGGUCGACAAUACCAGCAUCGAUGAAGACGAGCAGGAUUUAAAUCUUGAUUGGGUGACCAGAGCGGCCAGGUACUUGGACCCCCGAACCGAGGAAGACCGCACAGAUCGUAUCGCCCUGGAGGCGGACCUUCGCCGUGGUGGCACCCGUUGCUACCACACAAGCAAAUGCAACACCAACGCACCACCCCGCAAGGCCGUUUCUCAGUUCUUUGGGCGCAACAAAAAGGCAACGAGACAAAUGCCUGAUCGUGUCUGGUGUAACCUGUGUCGCAAGCACUACCAGCGCGCUCGUUACCGUAACUUGGCCGAAUACUCUCUUGACCAGUGCAAUCUCAUCAUCGGCACAAUCGUCCGUGCCCAGAUUUGGUCCGAUAUCAGCCAUUGGGAGAAUCCGAACCUGAAGGGAGGAACUCUGAACGGAUGGAAGCUUGUCCCCCGUAAGCGCGAGCAACAGCGUCAGGAAGAGGCCAGCAAGGCGCGUGAGAAGGCACGUCUUCAGAGAGACAAGAAGCGGUCGCGCGACGACUAUGAAGACGAACUCGAUGAACUCGAUUUCCUCCCCACCUCUAGGGUCGCGCCUGCCCUGCUCAGACUCUGCGAUCGUGUGUACUCUUCGGUCCAAAUCAUCGACAUCAUUGAGGAGCAUUUCAAAGCCCCCCUUGAGGAGGCCCUCAACUCCGGCCACCCCUCACAUGGCCUCCCCGACGUCGAGAUUCUUCCCGAGUAUGAUGGUACUGAUGAGACCCUCGAGAAGGAGCGCAAGGAGAAGGCCAACAAGAAGAAGGCCAACACGGGAAACGUGACCACCCCUGAGAAGCGCCGCAAGCAGGCCACCCCGGGCACCGACUCGGAUGACUCGAGCUAUCACUACCCGCAUCAGCAGCGUGCUGCUUACGGCUACGACGACAGGCAGUACGCCGGAGCUCACAACAACCUCCCUUCUCCCAGCCCCAGCAGAUCCAACUGGCCGGCUCAUUACUCCCAGGGUCCCUCAUAUUCUUACUCGUCCGGUAGCGGCUACAACGACUAUAACGACAGAUCGUAUGCUGAGCGCCAGACCAGUGUCUCCUCUCCCAACUUUAACAGAACUGACUGGGCUCCCAGCUACCGUCAGGGCCCCUCCAGCUACUACCAGUCUGGCAAUUCGGUCAACAGCGGGCUCCAAAACAACACAUCCGCCACCUACAGCGGUACCACUCUUGCCCCUAUCGGUUCCAGUCGCGGUUAUGUCAACCCAAGCUAUACUGGUCUUACCGCCAGCUACAGCGCUCCCGGCGGCUUGGGUACCGGUGGCAGCAGCAGCAUGUCCACCUCUGGAUCUAGCUUGAACCCCAUGCUCCAAAAUGACAACUCCUUCUACCAGCCAAUUUCGCAGAGGAGAGAGACCAUUGCUGCUUACCGCCCUACCCAGCCUUCUUCGUACGAGCCCCGUCGCACUUUCUCGGAAGCAAACAACCAGUACGCCGGCGGUCCUUCCAUCACCGCUUCGCAUGCCGCUUCCAUUCUCACCAAUUUCCAGGACAAUACACGUCCCAAGUACGAAGGUGGAAGUGGUACGUCUGAGUCCAUGCAGGGAUCUGGAUAUGCGGACUACUCGUCGGGCAGUUAUCCCAAUCGUUACUAA
Neurospora hispaniola is the source of this 2142-nucleotide messenger RNA. RefSeq lists its product as uncharacterized. The record is from RefSeq and is a predicted model, not a curated record. Bases 1 to 2142 code for a protein of 713 amino acids. The transcript has 5 exons. Lineage: Eukaryota; Fungi; Ascomycota; Sordariomycetes; Sordariales; Sordariaceae.